GAAUCUCGGCGGAGGAUGAGCGCCAAGAUAUCGCUCAGCGGUCGCAAUGCGAGCGGCCAGUCAACUGUGAACCAUCGGAGUGGUAAACCAUCGACAGGAUUGCUCCUCGCAAGACCAUCCGUCAAGAGGCCCUCAUCAUCGACGAAUCAAGAACGUCAACAAAGGAUGUGUUCAUUAUCCAUAGAGGUGAGUGGCAUCGAGGAAAGAGCCGUGAAACGAGCAGCCGUCAUUAAAGUGGACACAUCGCCUACAGACUCUAACGUUAGGGCGAAAACGAUAACAACUUUGGUGGACCGAGAAGACCAGAACGAGAUGCCAGCCCUUACACGUGCUUGUACUACUGCCACUUUACCGAGAUUUAAGAAAUUUCGAUUUGGAGUAUUGUCUUCGGGAAGAAGUCUCGAUGUAACUGUACCAGAAAUUGGUCGACAACAUCAUCGGCAACGUCAAAAACAACUCGAACUUCCUCUUGAUCGUCGGUAUCAACAACGAGAACAGAAGAAACGAGGAAUAAAAGGUGGUGAAAAAGAAGAAGAAGAAAAAGAGAGAAAAAAGGCAACAAUAUCGAUGUCGACUUUAGUGUGUUGCGAGCCGGUCUCGGCCGGACGGCCGCGGGACAACCUCAAACUCGUUCUGAAUCGUAGUUUGAGCGAGCCAGGUCCGCCGGCGACGUCUUCAUGCUUCCUCUCGUCGCCGACGUCGCCCGUAUCGCCUAGUCCCUCAACUACCAGCAGCGUCGACAGUUGCAUCACCGACGUUAGCGGAAUAACCGACAUUGCCAGUAGCAUUAGCAGCACCAGCAGCACCAGUAGCAGCGGUAUAAACUGCAAUAGCAUUAGCAGUGGUAGCAGUAGCAGUGGCACCGGUAGCAUCGAUAACGAAACUAUAACGAGCGACGUACAUCGUCACUAUCAUCAUCACCACUAUCAUCAUCAUCAUUAUCAUCACUACCAUCAACAUCAACUUCAUCCGCUCUCAGCUUCGAAACGUUGCAAGCUGGAGACGGUUAGCCUUCCCGCAAGUCCUUGCUCCGAGAGCAACAGUCUCCAAAAACAAUUGGUUCUCCAAAGAACGCGUACGAUAACACCGACCGAAUUAGCUCAAAGAAUCUUAGAACAUUCAACGAGCGGUCCUGUACUCCUCGAUUGUCGGCCAUUCAUACUCUACAACGUGAAUCACAUCAGAGGAGCUAUCAACGUAAACUGUUCCGAUCGAUUCAAUAGACGACGUUUGCAAUUGGGCAAAGCUACUCUGGCUGACCUCGCCACUGCUAGAGAAGGCAAAGAAAUCCUUAGAAGAAAACAGUAUAGAGAAGUCAUCGUUUACGACGAUUGCACCGCCGAGCUUGAAUACCUUCCCGUUCAACAUCCUUUAUUUUUGGUAUUAGCUGCUCUCGUUGAAGACAAUCGCGAACCCGCCUUACUUCUCGGUGGACACAAAGAGUUCCACAGGCGGCAUCGAGAAUUCUGCGAGGACACCCUGUUACCGUCCGGUGGUGGUAAUGGCAAUUCUUCCACAACCGUCAGCGGUUGUCCAAGUCCUGGUCCAGGUUGCUCGAUUCUAAGUCUUUCUGGACCACCGACACCACAAGCAGCAGACAUCGAUAGCCAUCCGGCAUCUCGUGUUUUACCCUUUCUUUACCUUGGCAACGGCAGAGAUGCUGCUGAUCUUCAACUCCUUCGAGCCCUUGGCGCUACUAGAGUAUUGAACGUUACCUCCCAAUUACCAGGAUAUCACGAGGAAAGGGGCAUUACCUACAGACAGAUACCUGCGUCAGAUUCCGGUCAUCAAAAUCUUAAGCAGUAUUUCGAAGAAGCCUUUGACUUUAUUGAGGAAGCACGAAAAGCCGGUAGCAGCGUAUUGGUUCAUUGCCAGGCUGGCGUUUCACGUAGUGCGACGAUCGCCAUCGCGUACAUAAUGCGACAUAAAGGCUUGUCAAUGGUCGAAGCAUAUAAAUUGGUGAAAAAUGCACGGCCGAUUAUCAGUCCGAAUCUAAAUUUUAUGGGGCAGCUUCUCGAAUUAGAGCAGGGACUAAGAGCGUCUGGUGGUGUCACUGGAACGCAACAAACGGAGGAACCCAAGAGUUGUCAUCAGUGUCGUUGGAGUCACCAGCAAAACAGUAGCGAGGAAGUUACUUCCGGUUGCAGCGUUUGAAAGAACGCGUAAGGCGUGCGUGCGCCUGACAUACACACUCCUACACAUACACAUACACAUAUAUGCAACACCUCGCAAAAAGAAACGUACGGACCUGCAAGCUCGUUUUUGUUGUUAUAUAUUACUAUACUAUUACUACUAUUAUUAAUUAUUAUUAUUAUUAUUAUUAUUAUUAUUAUUAUUAUUAUUAUUAAUUAUUAUUAUUAUUAUUAUUAUUAUUAUUAUUAUUAUUAUUAUUAUUAUUAUUAUAUUAUUCAUAUCCAUAUUUCUUGGACACAGGGACAACGAUAAUGCUCGUUCCAUCGAUUCAAAACGACGAAAACGUGUGUAGAGAUAAAGAGACGAGGCGGAAGAAACGGUACAUAUCUUAACGCGCAAAUUCAUCGUUCUUCCUGUUCUUUUUUAGCGGGAGAACUUGUUUACCUUGUUACCGUGCCUUGAUGAUCGCCCACUCCCCCCUCGAAAUAUAGGGAAAGGCCGAUUUACAAACGAUUUACUUAUCUAACAACUAACUUACUAAAUGUAUGAGCGUGAAAAAAAAAGAAAAAGGGGUAAAAGAAUAUCUCUGAUCGAACGAAUACCAAAUUAAGAAAACAAAAGGAAGGGAGAGCACAUUUUUAAUUACGAAAUAUUUGCAAAAUUUUCACCUAAAAAUUGAUUACCCAGACGAUAUAUACUUCCGAAUUAUCAUUUAUCUCAAGAAAAAAAAAGAGGAUGUUCGAUCGUUUUUUCUUUUCUAUUCUUUUCUUUUCUUUUCUUUCGUUUUAUCAAGAACAUGCUCUUUCAAUGCAAGGUUAAACUUGUAAGUACUUACGUGAAAAGUGUUCACGACUGUUGUUCGGCAUAGACAGAUAAUACUGAUUUUAGACUGUUUCUGACAACAUUAAAUUUAGAAUUUAAAGAUAUAUGUAUUUUUAUCAAAGCAUACUAAAAAAGCAAAAAAGAAAACAAAAAAACAAAAAAUACACAGAGACUACUUUAACGUACUUCGUUGAGAAUCGUUUUCGCAAGAGUGGCGAUCUAUAGAUCCAGUGUUUCGUAUAAUAGUGACGAUACUUGGUAUUAUUGCUGUACAGGAGAUAUAUCUAUUUAAUAUAUCUAUUAAUUUGAUCGAAUUGAAAUAAUCUUUCUUUUAGCUUUUUUUUAUUACUUUCUCCUUUUGUUUUUGUUUUUCUUUCUUUUCUUCACUCGCAUUCAUCAUUUGAUCGUAUUUCACAAAAACAUUGCGGACAACACUUCUUGAAAAUCGCCAGUUAUGAUGUUGAAGAACAUUUUAUUAACAAAAUAUUGUCUUGGCAAAUGAAAUUUUGUUAGAAAUUUUUGUGAAAGGGCAUUGAAUUUUACAAAAAAAACGAAAGGAGGUAGAAAGAGAGAAAGAGAGAGAGAGAACAUUAUUCAGAAAAUAAAUAACAUCGCAUACAAGCUGUAAGACGAUUAUUAGCCACGUUUAAGUUUUACAUUUGUCCAUUUGUAAUCUGUGCGUCUAUACGAUAAUUGAUAUAAUGUGGUUUAUAUUUGAUAAAUAAUAUGUAUAUCGUUAUAACCAAGAGAAAAGCUUAGACGUUAAACUCCUUAGCAUUUAAGAAUCUGGUUGUGGUCCAACCAUCGUGAUCUAGUCGUUUGUUGGGAUAGAUGGUAUAUAUCUAUAGUACGAGAGCAGCAUAGAAAUAAAGGAAAAAUAAAGAGAGAACGAGUGAGUUCCUUAUCGAAAUCUAUGACGUUCAAAUAUCACUGAAGAAAUUUCUUUUUUCUUUCUCGUUGAUGAAAAACCAUCGAGAAGAAAAUGAACAUACGUUACGUUGGUAAAUACGUAUUAAGAAUCUAUUACGGGUACGUGGUGGUAGUCAGGAUUAAUCUUUGUAAGUGAAAAUAGAGAUCGUUUGGCUUUGCGAGGAACACAAACUAACUUCGUUCACUCGAACCACGAAAAAAAGAUGCUUUCGUAAUGACAUAUUUCAUAUAGGGUAUUGCAUAUUAUAUAAUCGUAAGAUAACAUUAUUCACAUCGAAAUUUUAACGCGAAUAAGUUCCUGCAACUUUGAUCGUUAUUAGGAAGAAUCGAAUCGAAAAGAGAUUCAUUUUAGAAAGAGAAUUUAUUAUUACAAUCUCGCUUAAAUAUAAGAUUAAGUAGCUGUACAGAAUGAUAUAUGUAUAUAUAUAUAUGACAUUAUGUCAUCAUAUAUAUAUAUAUAUAUAUAUAUGGAGCUCGUUGCUAUUAACGAUGACUCUAUCGCAGACAAUAAAAUUGAAGAUAACGAAAGUGGAAGAGUUCCUUCGAUUUCGUCUUUAAUAUUCGCAACGGUACAUAUCAAGGAUACGUCGCCUUUUCAUAAAAAACUGAGAGCUGUAUGUAAGAAGAAAAGAACACAAAGUUAGUGAUUCAUACGUAUGUCUCUAAAUUGCCGGCAUCUUUUGUUUUUUUUUGUAAGAGGAAACGAUGUAAAUACGUGAACU
Molecule: messenger RNA, 4607 nt
Organism: Vespa mandarinia (Asian giant hornet)
Lineage: Eukaryota; Metazoa; Arthropoda; Insecta; Hymenoptera; Vespidae
Biological process (GO): negative regulation of MAPK cascade; peptidyl-tyrosine dephosphorylation
Cellular component (GO): cytoplasm; cytosol
Molecular function (GO): protein tyrosine/threonine phosphatase activity; MAP kinase tyrosine phosphatase activity; MAP kinase tyrosine/serine/threonine phosphatase activity
Source: RefSeq, a predicted model, not a curated record